AUGGCCUUUGCAGUCUCACUGGGCAACCUCCUCACAGAGGCUAGCUGUCCCAUUUGCCUGGAUUAUCUGAAAGACCCUGUGACCAUCGACUGUGGCCACAACGUCUGUUGCUCCUGCAUCCAACAGUACUGGAUUGAUCUACAGGACUACUUCCCCUGUCCAGUCUGCCUCCAACAGUGUCCCGAUGGAAGCCUCAGAAGGAACACUCAAUUAUGUAACAUGAUUGAUAUUGUUAAGCAACUUCCCACCAGGAGGAGCAAGAGGAAACGCCAGGAAGAGAAGCCCCUGUGUGAGAAGCACAACCAGGAGCUUUCCCUAUUCUGUGAGAAGGACCUGGAGCUACUAUGUCCCCAGUGCAGGAUCUCCUCCAACCACCAGGAUCACCUCCUGAUGCCCAUUGAGCAAGCUGCAUCAAGUCACAGGAGAAAGCUCAAAAGCUGCAUUGAGUCCCUGAAGAAGCAUGUUGGGGAUGCCGAAAAUGGGUUAGGUAUGGCAGUCUCAAAAGUAGUGAAAUUGAAGUGCAAAGUAGAAAAUCAGAAGAGUGACUUACACUCAGAAUUUCAGCAAUUAAUACGUUUCUUGGAAAAGGAGCAGGCAGAAAUUCAUGUUAGGCUCCUAAAAGAAGAGGAGGAUAUUAACAAAGAACUAAUUGCAAACAGAAUCCAAAUUUCAGACCAUACUUCCAUACUAAAAAAUCUGUUAAGUGAAAUAACAGAGAAGUGUGUGCAGGAAGACCUGGACUUACUGACAGGUAUUGGAAGCAUCCACAGCAGUGCAAACCUGAUCAAAGUCCCAGAGAGUUGUUUCGUGGAUAUUGACAAACUGAUACUACAGUUUACAUGUAAAGGCAAAAGUAGAAUAGCCAACACACUCCUGAAAAAGAACAAAAUUGGAGAACGGACACAAUGUGCCUUCAAGACUUAUUAUAAAGCUGUAGUGAUCAAGACAGUGUGGUACUGCUGA
This is a messenger RNA of Loxodonta africana (African savanna elephant), 963 nucleotides long. RefSeq names its product putative tripartite motif-containing protein 61. The record is from RefSeq and is a predicted model, not a curated record. NCBI's taxonomy places the organism in Eukaryota, Metazoa, Chordata, Mammalia, Proboscidea, Elephantidae. Bases 1 to 963 code for a protein of 320 amino acids. The transcript has 2 exons. Gene Ontology annotation, biological process: protein ubiquitination. Gene Ontology annotation, molecular function: ubiquitin protein ligase activity; zinc ion binding. Gene Ontology annotation, cellular component: cytoplasm.